CCAUGAUGACCCAUGUGUGUUUCUUUUAUCUAUCGGUGUUCACUGAAAUAUUUCACACUAUUGAUAUAAAAUUCUUUUAAUUUUUUUUAUUGCAGUUCGCUUUAAUCUUCCCUUGAAAAGUUUAACUAGUUUGCAUUGUGUGUCCAGUUAUUAGAGCAGUCUACCUACAUAUCAAACGGAAUCUUCACUGUGUCGUGGACAGAGACUCCUCAACUGUCUGAUCAAUCAUUAUUUUAAGUUACUUCAGAAAGAAUUAGUUACAUGGCUUCUGAAUUUUCAGCUGCCUUCAAAAAACUGAAGGACUCCGAUUCGUAUCGGAAAACAAUUGCUGAAAAUGAAAAAUCGGGUGGCAGCACAAGCAGUGAAGCACCCAAAAGUGGUAGUAGCUCUGGAAGCAGUGGUCACGCAGUUCUGGUGAACCCAAAACAGCGAGGGAAUCCAAUCCUCAAAUCCAUCUGCAAUGUUCCAUGGGAGUUUAAUGAUGGUAUUAUCCCUGAUUACGUCAUGGGCAAAACGUCUUGCGCUCUGUUUCUUUCUCUCAGAUAUCAUAAUCUCAAGCCAGACUACAUCAAUGAAAGGAUCAAACAACUUGGCAAACUUUACGAACUUAGAGUUUUGCUUGUUCAGGUGGAUAUGAAAGACCCUCACCACGCAUUGAAACACUUAACGCGCGUCUGUCUGCUAACAGAUCUGACUCUAAUGUUGGCAUGGACUCCAGAGGAGGCAGGAAAAAUAAUUGAAACUUACAAAAUAUUUGAGCACAAGCCUCCCGACUUGAUCAUGGAGAAAGCAGAAACAGACCCCCAUAUAAAGAUCACAAGCGCAUUAACAACAGUACGUUCAGUCAAUAAAAGUGACGCUGCAACUUUGUUGGACACUUUUGGUUCACUAAGUGGAAUCAUACGAGCCUCGCAAGAUGCGCUCAGCUUAUGUCCUGGAUUUGGACCACAGAAGGCAGCGCGGCUCCAUAAAGCCCUGAGACAGCCAUUUUUGAAAGCAGACAAUGUCAAUAGGAAACAAACUGGAAUACUCAAGUACCUUGGUUCCUCUCAACAGUCAAGCUCUUCAUAGCAGAACAUGUUAUUGAUUUCUGAGAACAUAUUUGUUGAAUUUGUAAAGUUUUCGACGUUCCUGUUUUAAAUUUAGUACAAUUGUUCCUGAAAGAUAUUGUAUAAUGUUGUACAUAUCCAUAAAUUAUUUUUAAAAACUUUAUGUUUUCCACUACAAAGUUGCAUUAAUUUAUACUUAGAUCUAGGCAACUAUUAGUGAUUAAGUUUUGUAAGUAUUUAAAUAACUUUUCUACCUAAUAAAGCUCAUGAAUUUUUUAGAGCA
Messenger RNA from Bemisia tabaci, 1332 nucleotides. The record is from RefSeq and is a predicted model, not a curated record. Lineage: Eukaryota; Metazoa; Arthropoda; Insecta; Hemiptera; Aleyrodidae.